Messenger RNA from Malassezia sympodialis ATCC 42132, 453 nucleotides. RefSeq lists its product as uncharacterized. The record is from RefSeq and is a predicted model, not a curated record. Lineage: Eukaryota; Fungi; Basidiomycota; Malasseziomycetes; Malasseziales; Malasseziaceae. The coding region runs from base 1 to 453 and encodes 150 amino acids. The transcript has 2 exons.
AUGUGUACACGUCAAGGGCACUUCCAGGAUAUCCCCCCCACAUUUUUCACUGGUGCAAUUAUGGGGGCCAUUACUGCUGGUGUAACACGCCGACCGAUUGUUUCUGGAAUAUUAACCAUUUCCGGCCUUUGUACAGCCGUUCAACUUGUCUGGAAUGAGUUCUCGAUGGGCUUCUCGCGUCUUACGUCGACGUAUUACAACGGCUCAGCUACCAAGGCAGAUGUUUCAAAUUUACCCAUUACGAAUGCAGAGCGACGUGAUGCUCUUGAUUCUCCUACGGAGCCUAAAUUGAAGUCUCUGACAUGGCUUCAAAAAUCUCCUGUGCAGCCCAUUACUGAUGAUGAGUAUCGACAGCGUCUCCUAGCACGACAAAGAGAAAUUGACGCUGAACUAAGUAUAAUUGAGGAAGAAUUACUACAGAGGCGCCGAGCACUUCAAGCUAUGAAUGCAUAG